This is a messenger RNA of Ectocarpus sp. CCAP 1310/34, 2974 nucleotides long. Lineage: Eukaryota; Phaeophyceae; Ectocarpales; Ectocarpaceae. The record is from the annotation of a GenBank genome assembly.
CGCCCCUUUCCUAAGGGAACGAAGGGAGCACUCUCUUUGAAGGGCACACGCCGAAGCGACGCCUAGGCAGGGCAGGGAGUGCAGCCGAGGGACAGAAGUAAGGGGCCAUGUCGGAACCAGCAUCGCUUGCGGAUGAGAACCCGGUGGCCAAAGCGUAUCGGGUGUGGGCCAGCACCUGUCCCUUCACGGCUAGGUGCACCAUGGUCGGCAUCGUGGGCUCUUACCUGUUAAGCUUCUUCUUGCCGCAGCUGGACCUGGCCCUGAGCAACAGUCCCUUCAGAACCAUCGAGAGCUUCGAAGUGUACCGACUUGUGACGACGGUGUUCUGCAGCGGGGGUCUCCUGACCGUCAUCUUCGGUCUCAUGAGCUUCAACAGUGUGGGGCCCAACCUCGAGAGGUCACUCGGAUCUACGGGACUGCUUGCCCUCAUGGUCACUCUCACAGCGUUGACCAACCUGGCCUUCAUCGCCCUGUGCUACGUUCUUGUCAUCAUGGGAGAGAAAAAGUAUGCUUUCUACUCUUCGAAGGGCAUUUGGAACUUGCUGAUCGCCCUCAUCGCGGUGGAGUGCAUGGCAACCCCGGACGUGCCCCGAAGGUUCUUCAUUCUCCCGUGGGACAUUCCUGGGAAGUACUACCCGCUGUUCCUGGCGUGCCUGUUUAGCUUCAUGAGGGGGAGCUGGAUGGAUCUUUUCUGUGCCGCCGGGAUUGGCUACGCCUACGCUGACGGACGCCUGGACCGGCUGAAGCCGUCGAGGUCUAAGCUGGCUAGCUGGGAGUCGGGCUGCAUGGCGAAUUUCGUGGAGAGGCCGGGCUACAUCGUCAGCGGCGCUGCGAUGGGGGCGGCCGCCUUUGGCACCCCCCUCAACAACCCCGCGGACCACCCGUCCAACCAACGUGCCGAGGGCGGGGGUGGCGGCGGUGGGUUUUCCAGUUUGUUUGGAGGCGGCGGCGGUGGGGGCGAGAGCGGUGGGGGGGCUCCGGGGGGAGGAGAUGAAGGAGGGUUCGGGUCGAGCAACGUGAUCAAGAGAGGGGGCACCGCAGGAACAUCGUCAUUGUCGGGUGAUUCUUUCGCCGGAUCGGGUCAGACUCUCGGCGGGGGAGGCGGGGGAGGUGGGGGCACGAGAUCUUCCGGCCGGAGGCACGAUCCAGAGACGGCGCGGUUGGCGAGGCUGGCGGCGCUGGAAGGAAGGACGGGGGCCGGCGGAGGGCGAGGAGGGGGGGGGGAGGCGGCGGCACCUCUACUGGCGGCCAGCGACCACGACGUGCUGACUCUCCAGGACAUGGGGUUCACCGCCGCGGAGGCGCGAGAGGCCUUGCAGUUCACCAACGGGGACGUCGAAGCCGCCGCCUCCUACCUCGCGGCUUGAGCCUUGACCUUGCCGUUGAGGGCAUGGACACUAACUGCAAUGGAGAGUGUACAGUGAAAAGGGCACCGUGGCGGUGAGGGAACGGAGGUACCCACCCCUCCCUCCAGAAUAUAAGGCAGGGCACCGUGACGGCAAGGGGAGGGGGUACCCACCCUUCCCACCAGGAUGGAGCGCGGGGGCCCCGUGCUGUGAUUGGAGGGGGGGUUCACCCUCCACCAGAGUAGGGAUGAGAAGACAGACACGCCGCUGCUGGCCAAAAUUUGGCGUUUUGUUGCCCCCCUGGCUCGCCACAUGUGUCCGGUCGUACAGCAGUACCAUAGUACCAUAGUGCCAUAGCUUGGAAGGCACAAAGCGUCGUACCGCAGGAAACCUGCUCUUGGCACCGGAGGCAAGGUACUUGUUCCUAUCAAGCAAGUUUCCGCGGGUUGACUUCUCGGGGGGGUGGGGGUGGGGUCACGCGGUUGCGAUGCAGCCAUUAGUUUCCCCAGGCUACGUCGUUCUCGUCUGCGGCACAUGCGCUCCUAGGUACUGUGUGUAUUGUUGUGAUUGCUGCCGAGGCGUGCUGACCUCUUUUUCUCAAGUGUCAAUUGGUGUGGACACCAAUCAAAGAUUGUGCGUCAAUCCGUCUAGUAGUAGUAUUCACGUGCCUGAAAGCCUGCAGGGGUGAAUGUGUUCGUGAUUGUCAAUAUGCCGCGCCCGGUUCCUUGUUGGCCGUUCAGCUAGUAAUGUGUCUUUUUAGUUAUUUAUUUCUUGACAUUGCCGUUUCGUUUCUUCUCUCGAGUAAGCACGGAAUCCAGCUGUCAGUCUCACGUGGGCGCACGCUUUGGUUGACGAAGUCAUGCGCACAUCAUACGCCGUUGUUUAUGUUCGGCCUGUGUAGUGUGUGUGGCUUCAACGUCAUUGCAAUACUGCUGUAGACUGCCAGAGCGCGCAGCCCGUGUUGAACAAGCCACGUUUCCCGGCCUAGCCUAUUCCGAUGUCUGCCGAUCUGCGGCAUCAUCGAUCGUUGAUGAGCUUGCCGCAUUCUGCAUUGUGCAUGGUCGACGUCGUCAUUUUGUAUAAUUUUCGUUUAGAGCUGCCCUUCUCUUGGCUGACCGUCGUCUUCGCCCUUGCUAACGUAGAGCGCAUAAUAUCUUCACGACUCUGGAGGAUUGCUCAAACGGGUGUUUUUUUUUGUCAAUGGUUGCGUCGCCAUACCACGCACGGGAGUCGCUGUUACAGCCGUAUUCGUGUGUUUCUUGUGCUUUUUGCUGGCGUGGCGUUCCCGCAAGGCCCCUGUUGUGAAAUGUUACCCGAAAACGUCGGAUUCACAUUUAGGGCUUCUGUUCCGCGGAGUACAGGAAGCGUCGUGUAUACAUCAUGGAGCGAUGGAAGGUACAUAGCUCUCCGUGUCAGUCGUGUUUCGGUUCCACGAGGCGGGGAGCACGCUCAAUUACAACGCUCUCUAAGAUGCCGUUGAAGGCGUGCGUUCGUUUUGCGUGUAGUUUUUUGUGUGGGAUCUAUCAUUGGCGGCGUCGACUGGCACCGCAUGGGACCAUGUCAAUGCAUACGAUCCAGCAUCCCCGGUUGACCAUCUGAGUUGUAAUUCCAACUGUUGAACUCAAGAC